AUGAGGCUCGAAGCCAGGACCGUCGCACCCCCAUCGCUUGACGCUGUCAAGAUGGAGGACCGCAAGCGGCCCAUCACCGAUGACGCCGCUCCUCCUGCAAAGAGGCAGGCCGUGACAGUCAACGGGGCCCGCUCUCACCCCGACGCUGACCUGCCCUGGAAAGAUGAUCUUGAGGCUUUCCAGAAGGAUGCUAUUCUCCGCCAGAUGCGCGAGUUCAAACGCGAAAAGGCUACCGUCGAGUCACAACUGAGCGAGUUGGAGAGCCGUUCGAAGCACCACGAUGCCCAUCUGCGAACAAUUGAUGCUUGGUUUGAUCAGCUUAUCGAUGAAAUCAAACUCCGGGGGGCUGACGAGCUGCCUGCAUCAUCGUCCGCUUCCGAGUUUGCUCCCUCAGUCCCUGCUGCCCUUCUUGGCGACGAUAAUGAAGCCUUCAAGCAACACUUGUCCAAGCGCAGGGAAAAGAUUCUCUCCUCACUCUCCUCUCUCUUUGCCAAGUUCCCUGCAGCCAGCCCCGAGGUCGCUCAACUUCAGAAAAAGCUGUCCGAACUUCUAGCUAGUGAAAAGGAUCAUGUCAUUCGACUCCAGCAGGUUGCGACAGAAAAGGAGCAAUUGUCGGACCGACUGGACACCGCUACUCACCGCUAUCUCGUUGCUGAAAAGAAACUUGAUCGAUUGAAAAGUGCUCAGGUUCAGAAGCUUGAGCAACAAGCAGUUGGAACUAGCACUUUAACAAAAGAAGAGCCCCCUUCAACCAGCAACGGAACAGAUGCAGCCAACGGCACCUCACCAGGACCAAUCAGUGAGGAGCUGGAGACGGCAAAAAACCAAGCUUUGGCUGAGGCAGCUAAGAGGAAAGAGCAUCUCGAGCAGAUAGAGCAGGAGAACAAGAAGCUUACAGAGGAGAUCACGACAUUGAAAGUCAAACUCACUGGGCUCUCUGAUGAUGAUUAUGCAAAGACAGAUCUGUUCAAGGCAAUUAAAAGUCAGCACGAAGACGUCAUUAAGCGCAUCAACAACCUAGAAGCCCAAAACAUUUCUUUGCGCGAGGAAGCGCAAAAGAGUCAAGCUGAGCGAACAGCAUACCGGAUCAAAGUGGACGAGGAAGUGCGUACAACCCUGGCGGAACACGCAAGCCAUGUUUCACAAGCAGAAGCAAACUGCGCUCGUAUCCGAAACGCCCGUGACGAGCUUGUAAGUAAGAAUAACGUUCUGGAGGCCAGCCAUAAGGAUUCCAAGGAGUCUAUCGAGCAAUCAAAACAACUCGUGAGUGCUUGUGACAGCCGGAUUUCGGCGCUCGAGUCAGAAUGCGAGCGACUGCGAUUGCAAAUUGCCGAACAGCAAGCAUCCAUGGAACAGCAAUCCACGGGGCUGGACGACUUGACUCCGGAGCAAUUGCGGGCCAAGGUUUUGAAGCUCGAGAGUCAAGCCCAAAUCUUGAGUAACGAGCUACCGGCCAUGGAAGCAGCAUGGAAGAAGGCGCAAGCAAUUGCAAGCAAGAAAAUUGCCGAGAUUGCGACAUGGGAAGAAAAUAUUGCCAAGGCACACGCAGACAAGGCUAAGGCGGAUCAAAAGUUUUUCGCUGCAAUGAAGACCAAAGGCGAGUUGGAACAGCAAAUUCGGAUCCUCCGCGCCCAAUCUACCAAAGCCACGGAAGUUGUGGCACAGUUGAAAGAGGCAGAUUCGCUCAGUCGGUCACUGGUAGACAAACUAGAGAAGCAAACAGCAGAAAUGCGAUCGCAGAUGGACGAGCUUUCUAUUCAACACCGCCAGCUGCAACAAAAGGUCAACGAGAACGCCAUUACGUCCGAGGGUCAGGUCAGCCAAAUCGCCGAGCUCAAGAAGCUUGUGGAAGCCAAGGACGCAACGUGCCUGGCGGCAAAGCACGCGCAACGCGAAUCAGAAACGGAGCGAGACAAGCUGGCAGCGCAAGUUACUGGACUUGAGAAGCAGGUGCAAAUCUACAAGAAGAAGAGCACGGCCAACCAGAGCUCCGAAGUAUCGACGAUGGAACUGCUGAUUCAGUGUCAGAUUUGCAAGAGCAAGCUUAAGAACACGGUCAUCAAGACGUGCGGGCACAUGUUCUGCGACCAGUGCGUCCAAGACCGGCUCACGAACCGAGCGCGCAAGUGCCCUAACUGUGGCAAGGCGUUUGGCAGCAACGACACGAUGCGCGUGCAUUUGUAA
This is a messenger RNA of Bipolaris sorokiniana ND90Pr, 2184 nucleotides long. RefSeq lists its product as uncharacterized. Gene Ontology annotation, cellular component: HULC complex; nucleus. The coding region runs from base 1 to 2184 and encodes 727 amino acids. The transcript is spliced from 3 exons. The record is from RefSeq and is a predicted model, not a curated record. Gene Ontology annotation, molecular function: ubiquitin protein ligase activity. NCBI's taxonomy places the organism in Eukaryota, Fungi, Ascomycota, Dothideomycetes, Pleosporales, Pleosporaceae.